GUAAAAUGAGACGAGUAAUUGUCGACGUUGAUGUUGGUACGGAUGACGCUUGGGCGAUAUUGCUUUUAUUAAAAUGUGAGAAGAGAUAUAACUACAAAGUAGAGGCUAUAACUUGUACCCAUGGCAAUACGGAUGUCGAGCAUGGAGCGCGAAAUGUUCUUCGAGUACUAACAGCGAUCAAUCGUUUAGAUAUCCCUGUAUACAAAGGGGCUACGGAACCAAUCGUUACACCAACACCGGUUCGAGAGAAACCUUUCCACGGAGUCGACGGGUUUGCAGAUUUAGUUUUGAAAGAUGAAAUUGAUAAAAGUUUGAUUCAACGAGACCACGCUGUAAAUGAAUUGCGUCGUAGAAUCCUGGAAAACCCGGGUGGAAUGUCGUUGAUUUUUAUAGGACCACUAACAAAUUUGGCUCUUUGUGUAAAACUAUAUCCCGAGACGCGAGGUCAAAUACGCGAUUUGUACGUUAUGGGUGGCAACCGCUACGGGAUGGGCAAUGUAACCAAGUCGGCCGAAUUCAACUUUUGGGCAGAUCCUGAAGCGGCUCACAUUGUGUUCAACAAUCUCCCAUGUCCUAUAACGUUACUUCCUUGGGAGACAUGUUUGUCAGAGCAGAAGACUAUUCCGAUGGAGUGGAGAAUGAAAAUCGUUGGUGAUACAAGUAACCGAGCAGUACAGUUACUAAAUCAGGCAGAGGGUAAGAUCUUUGCGGGGCGACCCUUCUGGAGACCGUGUGAUGCAUUUCUAGCGGCCGUCUUUAUUGAUCCAGAUAUAGUAGUAAAAGCGGAAAAUUUUCAUGUCGAUAUAGAACUGACCGGCAGUUUGACGAGAGGCCAAAUGGUAUUAGAUCAUUUAAAAUCUAAGGUGGAGAAUGUAAAGCUGGUGGAUAAAAUAAAAAAUGAGCAGUUCAAAUUACUGAUGCUGUAUGCAGCAGAUCACGACGUAGAGCAUCAACUUUAGCGUUUAAAAAAUUAGUUAUUCAGACCAAUAAAUUCUUGUAACGUUAAAAGUAACGUGGGCGUUACUUAGAUGUAAAAAAUUACAAAUCGUUAUUCUUGAAUGGGAU
This is a messenger RNA of Sabethes cyaneus, 1065 nucleotides long. RefSeq names its product pyrimidine-specific ribonucleoside hydrolase RihA-like. Lineage: Eukaryota; Metazoa; Arthropoda; Insecta; Diptera; Culicidae. The coding region runs from base 6 to 959 and encodes 317 amino acids. Gene Ontology annotation, molecular function: hydrolase activity, hydrolyzing N-glycosyl compounds. The transcript has a single exon. The record is from RefSeq and is a predicted model, not a curated record.